CCGAGGUGGGCGUGUUCGGCCAAACACACUACGCAUGGAAACUUCUCCGAGCCUGUCCGCGGCGCUGGGUCCGCUCUGCCCCUUCGCCCCCUGGCUCUGGCAGGGCUGGGGACGUGGCUGGCAGCCCGCGGCUUAACUUCUCCCGAGGGUCCGUCCCUGCCGCCAGGAGCCCAUGGGGGGACAGGGGCGCGCCCCCCGCCAUGACUCCGCUGCAAGGCAAAGGCGAUAAAACGACCCCACCGCCUUAGCCAGAGCAAGCCCCGGCCGGGAGAGGGCCAGCAGCAGCAGCCGCGGAAUCUCCCGGGGAGGGGGGCGAGGGCGACAUGCCAUGGAAGGCCGGGACUCCGGACUGCUGGGCUUGGAGCAAAUGCUAGCGCCUUUCGGGGGCCACCAGCAAGAGAGGACGGCUCGGCUGCUCCCGCGGGACCCCUGGCGAGGCAGCUCCGCAGAGCAAGAGCAAGAGGGGGCGGCGGCUGCGCUGCCUCUGCAGGAGCCCUGGGGCGAGCCGCAGCGGGCCGGAGCCUCUCCCCGGCCGGAGGAUGGGGAGCUGCUGCUGGGGCUGCGCCGCCGCGGCGGGCGGUCCCUGUCGCUGCCCGCUAGCCCCAGCCUGGCGGCCGCCGGGCUCUUCCCGCCGCCGGAGGAGGGCAGCGGGGACUGCUGCACCAAGUGCAAGAAGCGGGUGCAGUUCGCGGACGCGUUGGGGCUGAACCUGGCCAGCGUGAAGCACUUCAGCGCGGCGGAAGACCCGCAGGUGCCGCCCGCCGUGCUCUCCCGCCUGCGGCGCCUGCCCCGGGAGGAGUUCAGCGCCGCGCUCGGCCUGGGCUGCCGGGCCCUCCCGCCGCCUCCCGCCCUGCAGCUAGUGCCCGACUUCCAGCCCGCCGGGGAGGUGGCAGCGACCGAGCGCCUGCGGCGGGAGCGGGUGUGUCUGGAGCGCCUGGGCCGCCCCGCGGCGGCCCUGGACGUGCGGGGCACCGUGCGGGUGCUGAGCUGCCCGGGCCCCAAGGAGGUGACGGUGCGCUACACCUUCAACGAGUGGCGCUCCUUCCUGGACGCAGCGGCCCAGCCCCUGGCCGGCCCUGAGGGGAGCGACCCCCCUACCGAGCGCUUCCACUUCAGCCUGUGCACCCCGCCCGGCCUGCUGGAGGGCUCCGCCGUGCACUUCGCCGUCUGCUACCGCAGCCAGCAGGGCGAGUACUGGGACAACAACGGGGGCAGCAACUACACCCUGCGCUGCUGCCGCCCCGCCCCCUGGGGGCUCCCCGCAGCGCCCAGCACAGACACCGGCCAGGGCGACCCCACCGGGCCCCUCUACUGAGCGCCGCCUGGGACAGCCGUGAACCACACCAGCAUUCCCCAGCCUGGGGCAGCUCCUGCCUUCAGCUUAGCCCGGCAGCAAACCAGCAUUACCCAGCUUGGGAGCAAAAGCAGCGCCUUACUCUGAGCCUAGCUUGGGGGCAAACAAAUUGCAGGGAGCCUGGGGCCAGCCACCCAUUGUGCCGAGCCUGCGGUGGGUGGGGUGUGGCAACAAGCAGCCGGCUAUGAAUGUCCUGCCCUUGACCACAGAAAGCAAACACUCUGUGCCAAGCCUUAGCUGUCAGAGACCACUGCAGAGUGUCCCAUCCCUUGUACUUGCACCCUAGAACAACUCAAUACCACUUUCCUUCUGCAUAGUCACUGGUUUCUGAGCCUUCCAUUAGAAUGUGGCUUGUUUUGUUUAAUUAAAGAGCUGACUGGGGCAGGGGCCUCCUACCAUUAACCUUAAAGUUGUAGAAAAAGUGAGGUCUGACCUGUUGGUUCCGGUAUUGUUAAUUCACCAUUUUUGUAAAGGAAAUGAACUCUCAGGAGCUGCAAGAAAUCAGCACAGUUUCCUCCCACAGACUAUUCUCUUUAAAGUUGUUAAAGAGAACUGGAAACGAUCUUUUUGUGAUUUAUUUUUUUAAAAAUAUUUGUGUCUAACUUGAAGAUGGUGCCUUAUAUGAAAUUUCAUAUUUAAUACACUGAAUUUAAAGAGA
Trachemys scripta elegans is the source of this 2012-nucleotide messenger RNA. RefSeq names its product protein phosphatase 1 regulatory subunit 3G (gene PPP1R3G). Lineage: Eukaryota; Metazoa; Chordata; Testudines; Emydidae. The record is from RefSeq and is a predicted model, not a curated record. Bases 329 to 1315 code for a protein of 328 amino acids. Gene Ontology annotation, molecular function: protein phosphatase 1 binding; glycogen binding. Gene Ontology annotation, cellular component: protein phosphatase type 1 complex. Gene Ontology annotation, biological process: regulation of glycogen biosynthetic process. The transcript has a single exon.